AUGGUAAAGAAAUGUUGCGCAUAUGUCAAGAGCACCUUCACUCAGCAACAAUCGCCCCAUCAACAGACUAUGCUGCAACAGCAGUCGCCAAGACAUCACAAUUAUCACAUCAUCCAACAACGCCCCAACACCAAUGUAUCAACCAUAUCAACAGAAGUACAACCACCAGUUGCUAGGCGAUCCACAGCGAUUCAGUCACAGUCGCAACCUCAGUCGCAGACACAGCCGCAGCAACAGCCAUUAUCACAACAGCAUCAACAACAACAACGGCAGCAGUCAACGCAGCGUGAAUCACAGCUGCCGAUAACGCAGCCGUCUAUGUAUCCAGCGCACAUUUCGUCACCCAUUGCGUCCAGCCACUCGGUGACAGCGCAACAACAACAACUUCAACAUCAAUCGCUGCAAAUCUAG
Bactrocera latifrons is the source of this 411-nucleotide messenger RNA. RefSeq lists its product as uncharacterized. The transcript is spliced from 3 exons. NCBI's taxonomy places the organism in Eukaryota, Metazoa, Arthropoda, Insecta, Diptera, Tephritidae. The coding region runs from base 1 to 411 and encodes 136 amino acids. The record is from RefSeq and is a predicted model, not a curated record.